Molecule: messenger RNA, 1400 nt
Organism: Athene cunicularia (burrowing owl)
Lineage: Eukaryota; Metazoa; Chordata; Aves; Strigiformes; Strigidae
Gene: STMP1
Product: short transmembrane mitochondrial protein 1
Exons: 3
Coding region: 19-159 (46 amino acids)
Source: RefSeq, a predicted model, not a curated record
CUCUUUAUUAAAUAAUCGAUGCUGCUUGGUUUUACUCUUGGCAAUGUGGUUGGGAUGUAUCUGGCUCAGAACUAUGAUAUUCCUAACAUUGCAAAGAAGCUUGAAGAUUUUAAGAAGGAUGUGGAAGCGAAGAAGAAACCUCCCAGUGACAAAUCCUAAGAGAGCGAUGUUACCCAGAUCACCUCUGUGCAUGCAUCAAGGAUGCAAUUUACCUUUCAGAGAAGAAAGAUCAAGUAGAGAGUUGGCGUGGAAGGUUUCUCUACUUUCAGUCUCCUAGAACUGGAAUGUCCUUUUGAAAGAGCAGUUGUGAACUUUUCCUGGGCCUGAUUUUCAAGAGUUUCAGAAUUUGGACUUGCAGCUGAUAUGUGACUGGAUAAGAUAAUUUGUAUUUUUCAUUAUGCUUUUCCUAAUAUUUUGUAACCCAUUUUUACCUGAUCCUGUUAGUCCUGUUACUGUGCGUACCUCAUACUUUAUAAUACCCUGGUUCUUAGAAUAUCACAAAAGAAAUUAAAUGCAUCAAGAAGUAACUUCCAGGGUUUCUUGUCAUUUGUUGUGAGCAGCGGUACUUCAUUGUCCUUAAGAUUCUCAUUCCAUUAUUGGAGAUAGGAAAGUUCAUUUAUCAAACUAGGAACCUGAGUGGGAGAGGAGAGCCCUUGCUUUUUCCAUUACAUUAAAUGAUCACCUCCAGCAGUGUAGACUUUGCACAAACAUGGCUGAUAUCAAAAAGUAUAAGAGGCUGUCAUCCUUAACCUAUGUUUCAAAUUCAUUGUUUCUUCUAUUAUUGUCUCUUCCUCUUCUUUCCCUUCUGCUUGAUUACUUGAUGAUGUCUCUAGAGCAAUGAGGAGGAUGGGAGAGAGAAGAGUUAUCUUCCAUAAGUGGUAGUUGGGGCAUAUGGAGGUCAGCAGUUACAUUGUGAAUCCAAACCAUUCAUUUUAUGUACUUAAUGGUCCAGUUUGUGUAGUUCUAAGUAUGCUUUUUUUAACUGCCUCUUGGUGUGCAACAAGGACUAGAGCUCAGUAUUUCUAUCAAAUAUGUCUGGUAUUCCUGUUACUUCCUCAUUCCUCUGCAUGGUCUUCAGCCCACUGCCUUUACAUUUGGUUCAGUUGUCUACUAUGUAUUUUCUUAGGAUUAGAACCAUUUAUCUGCUGUCCCCCUUACUGUUUGUUUGGUCUACUCUUCUUCACCCGUUGCUGUCACUAAAAACCCUGGUGUGUGAGAAAAUACACAUUGUAUUGUAUCACUGUCCUUUUCUGUUUGAACAGAAAGCAAAGUCUGCAUUUGGAAACCAGUCUGUUGUAAAUUCUUUUGUAAAUUCUGAAGAAAGUAUUGCCAUAAUUUGAAUAGAUGUAACUUUUAUUAAUUCAACAAUAUCAAAUAAAUUUUUUUUUUUUUCUGUAAAA